AUUCUGAAUUGAGAUGUCUGCAGACUUUUUUUUUUUUUUAAUUCCAGCCCGAUUUGGGGCCUCCUCCUCUCAAGCCCCGGAGCUCCACAUUGGUCUUUUCAUCCUUCUGUUUCUAUGCAGACACCUCCAAUAUCCCCCCUCACCCUUAAUCCACUUAACUCCCGCUUGUCACUUCAUCCCAACACUCCCCGCGCCCCUGGACUCCCUCUCUGCUCUGGUCUUGGCACUCAGCCCCUAUAACCCUCACCCUGAGCCCACGCCCCCCGCGGUCCCCCUCUGAGUCCUACCCUGAACCUACAGCGUCACUGGAAUUUGGGCUUCUUUAUGCUUGAUGUGCUUCACGCUCACCCUCACGUUACUGUUUUUAAUGUUAGUGGAAGAAGGGCCACCGUUCCUUCUCGAUCCGCGAACUCGCACCGUCAAGUUCAGCAUUGCCCAAGUCAUUCGAUUCAACUGGUGAUGAAAUGGGGGUCACCCAGUCUGUGGGCUUUCCACCUGUCACGGGACCCCAUCUCGUAGGCUGCGGGGAUGUGAUGGAGGGCCUGAGUCUGCAGGGGAGCUUCUUUCGACUAUUCUACCCCUGCCAAGAAGCAGAGACCACGGAGCAGCCCCUGUGGAUUCCCCGCUAUGAAUACUGUAGUGGCCUUGCUGAUUACAUGCAGUUUAAUAAGCGCUGGGGAGGUUUGCUGUUCAACCUGGCCAUAGGAUCUUGUCGCCUGCCUGUUAGCUGGAAUGGCCCCUUUAAGACAAAGGAUUCAGGAUACCCCUUGAUCAUCUUCUCCCAUGGCCUGGGAGCCUUCAGGACCUUGUAUUCUGCCUUCUGCAUGGAACUGGCCUCUCAUGGCUUCGUGGUUGCUGUACCAGAGCACAGGGACGGGUCAGCUGCGGCCACCUGUUUCUGCAGACAGGCCCCAGAGGAGAACCAGCCCACUAGCAAGUCGCUGGAGGAGGAAUGGGUCCCCCACCGGAAAAUUGCGGAAGGGGAGAAGGAAUUCCAUGUUCGGAAUGGCCAGGUGCAUCAGAGGGUCCACGAGUGUAUGCACGUGCUGAGGGUCCUGCAAGAGGUCACCGCUGGGCGGACCAUCCUCAACAUCUUGCCUGGGGGGUUGGAUCUGAUAACCUUGAAGGGUGGCAUUGACAUGAGCCGUGUGGCCGUGAUGGGGCAUUCCUUUGGAGGGGCCACGGCUAUUUUGGCUCUGGCCAAGGAGGCCCAGCUUCGGUGUGCAGUGGCUCUGGAUGCUUGGAUGUUUCCUCUGGAACGGGAUUUUUACCCCAAGGCCCGAGGCCCUGUGUUCUUCAUCAAUGCUGAGAAAUUCCAGACAGUCGAGAGUGUUAACUUGAUGAAGAAGAUCUGUGCCCGGCAUGAACAAUCCAGGAUCAUCACUGUCCUUGGUUCUGUUCAUCGGAGUCAAACGGACUUUGCUUUUGUGACUAGCAGCUGGAUUGGAAAAUUUUUCUCUACUCAAUCCUGUGGGAGCUUGGACCCUUAUGCAGGUCAGGAGAUUGUGGUGCGGGCCAUGUUGGCCUUCCUGCAGAAGCAUCUCGAUCUCAAAGAGGACUAUGACCAGUGGGAUAGCCUCAUUGAAGGCAUCGGACCGUCGCUCACCCCAGGGUCCCCACACCAUCUGUCUAGCCUGUAGGCACAACUGGCCAUUUGUCACUGAGCCAAGUUCCCAUUUGGGGCCUGCCCAGGGAUGCCUAUAACCUGCUAUCAGGAAGCGGUUGACAUGACCCUUCUUCACAGAUUGAGAAGAUGUAAUCACACUGCUGAUUGGAUAACUGAUGUUGGACUUGAUUUUAAACUCACAUUGGGACUUGGAUCACUUAUUAAUUGCCAAACCGACUUUCUGGGUCCUGAGCCCUGAUUGUGUGGGGAACAAGCAGUGGGGUGGGGCUUAGGGGAGACCGGAACCCCAGCCGAGCACUAUGAACCCAGCUCACCUACUCCCUCACCUGGGACCAGUGUGGUUUCUCCAGGAAAGAAAUGAAGUCACAGGAUGGAGUGAAAAUUCCCACCUCAGGACCUCUGGCCUGCUGGGACUGUCUCUUCCUUCCUCUCAGCCUUCUCCCUCUCCAGGGCUGCUUGGUGAGUUCUGAGCACUUCCGGUAACUUUCUAGGGUACGGACCACCAUCGCGUUUUCUGUUAUUUCCAGCCUUCUCAUAGCCUGAAACAAAGUCCUGAGCAUGUAAUCAGGGCUGAGUUAUAGUUGUGAGUCCACGGUGGGGAGCAAAGCAGUGUUAUCUUCACGGCACAGGGAGAGAAGCUGAGGUACAUGGAGUACCUCCGAAGUGGGCUUUGCUAAAAAUGUACCUAGACAGGAGGAAACUCAAGCAGGCUGAGCAGAAGAGACAGAACAAUGGUGUUAAGUAGCCACCUGAACAGGCCCUUGCCACAAGAGGGAUCAAGUUUGGUCAGUUAGAGUCGGGGACCAUCCCUGAGGGGCCUAGGGACACUUUGGUCUUGGCUCCUACCUCAGAUAGUAUGAACUUCCUACUUGCUCACCACUAGGGUGCUGUAGUUGUCUCUCUUCUCUUUCUGAAGCCCGCACCCCAUAUUUAAGUCACGAUAUAGAUGGAAUUUCUAUCCUGUUCCACUUAUAAAUAUGAAUGAUAUUAAUACUCAUCCUUGUUCACUGAUAUGCUGGAAUAUUCUCCUUAUUUAAUCUGCAUUAGAGCAAGAUGGGGAACCAUCUGGAAGUAACUUUUCCUUCUGUCUUUCUUUGUUCGCUUACCACUUAUGUCCAUGUAGGGAAAAAAAAAAAACCUUUGAAAAGAAAGUAAGUCUUCUGAGGAAUCUGGUUCAAAGCACAUGAGGCCCAAUUUCUAGCUACUUCAACUUGAAACACUUCUCUCCACUGCUCUAGGCUUCUCUCCUCAGCCCAAGUGGGAGCAUCCAGGGGAGGUAAAUGCACAGGAGCAUCUCUACCCAGGAGGUGCAAGCCUCUCAACAGCUCUUUUGUGAUGUGAAACUUGGGAUGCAGUGAGGCCCUGGGCCUGCGGGAGGGGCCGUCUGAAUCCUAGUGAGGUGUAGACAUGUGGACACUAGAGUCCAACAGCCUGGCUUUGGGCCCUAGCGCCACACUGCUAACUGGGGAAACUUGAACAAAUUAUGUUCUUUCCAGCCUUGGUGCCUGCGUUUCUUAAAUGGGGAUCUGCAUUAGGAAAAGCUAGGAAGAGUGGGUGAGUUAUUCCAAAGUAUGUUUCCUACCCUCAAACGUGAGACUUUCCCAGUUGUCUUCUAUUUCAUUGUUUUUUACCUUAAUUGCUUUUACUGAGAGAAAAGCACCCAUUUGGUUUUUAUUCUGAAACUUGCUUGUUGCCCCAGUGCAGGGUCAAUUUCAUAAAUGUUCCAUAUAUUCUUAAAAAGACUAUCCCGAAGUUGUUGGCUUGCUGUUUAACUCAACAGCACAUUAUGAGUUUCCUUCUAGGAGAGCACGUACAGAUACGUGGUAGGGCCUUCCUGCUCCCACAUUGGGCCCGGCCACUUGGGCACUCAGAGAACCAGUGGACACUACUCCCUCCUUGCAGAGCUGGUUCUCUCUAGGCCAAGGGGCCAGUGCUGGCAGCAUUAGCACAUGAGGCCCAAUUUCUACCUUAAAUCCAUAAAUAAUGCAUCUAUUAUUUUUAAAGACCUGGUACCUUGCUAGAGAAUGAAGUUGUUUGGAAACUGAAUCCACCUUCAUUCAGCUGCUGUUCUGCUAAAGGCCCAUUUCUCCAGAAACAUGAGAGUAGGUGAAUGUUCCAUGUAAUUGAAAAUUAUCCUUUUAGCCACAAAGUAAAAUAUUGGCUACUUUGAUUGGUAAUCUGUCAGGAAGAUAGGCACACACUACUCAGUAUGAACUGACUUCAUUUAACUUUGGGAUGUUAGGCAUUGAAACCCCUGCUCUUAGUCACUGGGUUGUCCAGGCUCAUAUGCAUACUCUGUUUGCAAAUCUUUUAACUGCCAGGGUAGGAAGAGUAUGAUUUCAUAAUGAAUAGAAGGAAAGAUGUCAGACUCUGCUGCGGUUCUGCAUGACUUGUGCUGAGACUGUGCUAUCUCCACCACCACUGAGGAGUGAGUCGGGGGAGAAUGCUCAGCCUGACUGAGAGCUGCGGGCCAGGUGCUCUGUCAAUUCGAUAGACCGGAAGGCAGUGCAGGGAUUGAGAACAGAAAUCAGACAGCUCUGACAGCCCUGACAGCUAAUUUAUUAAUUUCGAUGAUCUUCAGUUUUCUCACUUGAACGGAAUUCAAAUAGUGUUGACCUUCUUAGGGUUGUUUAUAAUACUUAAAGAAUUCAUGUGAAGCACUUUCUAAGGGUUUGAUAAACACUAGCUGUUACUAGUAUUGUUUUAUUUGGUUCUCCUUACCUACCUAUGAAGUUAGUAUCAUUUGUCCUUGUACUUAACAGCCCCAGAUGGUCUUGGUCUAAGUUCUUAUUCCAAUCUCUAGGUUUCAGUUCCCUCCCUCAUCUGAAGAUUAAAACUCCCACCACUGACGGAGGGUGGGGCUAGAUAAAAAGAGUUUCCCAUUCUUGUUACUCUCACUUCAGAAAUCAAAAUCCACAUAGGCCUAGCCUUGAAGGUUUUCUUUACCACCAGGAAGAAUAAACAUGCGCAGGUCUGGUUUGAGUUUCAUUUCACACCUGACCAUCCGAACACACGUCUGCGCGCUAGAUAUAAAGUGAGGAUCCUGAAACAUGGAUGGGGAAGCAGAGGAGGAGGCCUGUGUGGUGGUUGGCCACAGGGAAAGGACCUGGAGCUGGCGCAUUGUGGGAGAGGCUAGUUGUGUUCAUUUUGUCUGUUGCCUUGAGGUGGGGUGAAGGGCCUGUGUGCCCUGUGACCUCAGGAGAAACUCCCCAGGUCUGAGGAUGGCUUGGGAACUACCUCUGAACAGCUCAAUCUCCCUCACUGGCGUAUCGAGUUUCUUACCAAGUCCUUUUCUUUCUUCCCUCUUGCUGUUUCUCACGCCCAGCCUGUCCUUUCCAUUUUAUUUGAUUCCAGGCCUCCAUCAGCUCCCCUCUGGACUAACUUUUACAGGCUCCUGCAUGCUAAUCUGUCUCUCCCCUGUGUUCUGCUGCCAGAUCUUCCUAAAACACUACUCUUGUGUCAGAUCCCAGCCUGGCAAGGUGUCUAAUGGAAAGGGGACCAAACAGAUUGCCCGUGGCACUGGGUUCUGGUCUCCCACAGUCGCUUCCCCUCUGGCACCACAUAGCGGGUGAUUUUCCUCUCAUGACCUCAGUUUCGCGAGUGUGGGGUGUUGGUUGUGGAAUUGGCUGAUCCCUAAGACCCCUUCAGUUCUGACAUUUCGUGUCUGUCAUUCAGUUGUCAGGAAUCUGCAGGGGCUCACUUCUUCCUAGACACUUACAGCUCGCUCCUGGUCUGAUCUUGCCCCACCCUUCCUGCCUUCUUACCCCUUUUCCACGGUGCCCUUAAUAUGCCCACUCAUUCCCCAGACAAACACCAUGCCCUUUCUCAUGGUGUUUUCUUGUUUGCAAGGCCUUCCCAACCCUUCUGUACAUCCAAGUAUGGCUAAUCCUUUAGGCCCGUUUCUAGCUCCCCAGAUCUUCUGUGAAAGCCUUGAUUAAAUUCAACUAACAUUUGAUCUCUUGGCCUCUUGCUCCCCAGGAGAAGUACAUUCUGAGCCAUAUUUAGUGUUGCACUAAAUAUUACAUUAUUCCAGGAGUGGGACCCAUCUGUGGGAUGGAAAAGGCACCCUCCUGCUGACUGACAUGGGGAACAGGGAUCCCUCUCCCCUCCCUCCACCCCCAUCAGCAGGCUUCUUAUUCUCCAGCCAGACUUGGGAACAGCUGGUGUUCACCCGGCCCUCUGAUGUCUCCAGCUGCCCCUGCUUCCUUUUUCUUUGGUUUGCCCAGAUCGCAGCUGUGGGGACCAGGGCAGAGCCAGUGACGGUACAGCCAAAAGCUGCUGGAGCAAAGCAAGAACCAUGGACAUGUAGCGCUUGGGAGUUAGAAGGGGGACAAAACUGAGCAUAAUCACACCAAUGUUGAAAAUGAGGGAAAGAAGUUUGCCAGCUUGUUUUUCUCAUCUUGCUUUCAUCUAAAAAAAGAAGCUGCUCAGAAUACAGUCCUCCUCCUGCUAAGCCAGAUGGUCCCUAGAUGCUCGGCCUGCCAAGUGUGCAUAUGUAAUUAUUCAUCUUCAUAGAAUCACACCCAGGUCUGAAUCCAGACACUGACACUUUUUUGCCAUUUGAGCUGGAGCCAGUGAACCCUUCUGAGCCUUUCUUUGUUUUUCUGUAAAAUGGGGUCACUCACCCUUGCUCACCUCAGGAGUUUUUGGGGAAAGAGGGUUUCAAUGUAAGAAUGAAGAUCACUUUGUAAUUUACAAGCACUACACAAAUCUAUGUUGCUGUUAAUAAUAAAUGUGCCAUAUUUUGUUUGUGCCGUAGUGUGCUACUACUUAAUGAGCACUUGUCCUGUGCCAGAUACUGUGCGAAGUGUUUUACAUAUUGUAGCAUUUCAUCCCAGCGACAUUCCUGAAAGGUAGCGCAUAUUGUCGUCAUGCAGCACAUCGGGAAAGAGGUUUAGAAAGCUCUGCUAGGGGGCCUCCCCAGUGGCGCAGGGGUUAAAGACUGUGCCAUCAAGCUAUCUGUAGCCGCUGCAACAUGAGUUCAAUCCCCGGCCAGGGAGCUACCCACGUGGCUGUCUCAUCUGCUGCUCUCCUCAGCAGUGUAUUUCAGUAGAUCCACCUGUUCUGUUCCCCACUCUGCCUCUCACCCCCUGUACCCUAGUUCUUGCAUGCAUGAAUAAAUAAAUCUUAAAAAAAAAAAAAACAGAAAGCUUGGCUAGCUCAGCCACAGUCACCCAGCAUGUAAGUGCUGGUGCCAGGAUUGGAACCUCAACAAGUUCAUUACUAUCUCACAAGAGGAAAGCAGUUCUUUGUCCUAUAUAAGCUAAAAUAACCCACAGGUUUGGUUUCCAGUAAAUGCCCUAAAGCCAGUGGAUUAUGCAAAGUCAUUUUGUUGAAACCGACCGAGUCCUGACCGUACACCUUGAAUUGCUUUCUGGCAGUGAGGUGGACCACUUCCGUCCACGCAUCCUCCUAGCCACCUCAUAUAAAGCUAGCGCUUCAGGGGGCAAACCCAUUAAUAUGGCACCAUGGAGCCAACUGGCUGGCAGAAAAUUUUUUGAAGUCUCUAACCCACUUGCAAAGGACAUGCUCUGCUCCAGAUGCGCACUCUAGAGGCAGGGUCACUUGGAACCGAAUGCAAAUAUCCAUGGCCUGGCCAUGUCUCUAGAG
Messenger RNA from Talpa occidentalis (Iberian mole), 7237 nucleotides. RefSeq names its product platelet activating factor acetylhydrolase 2 (gene PAFAH2). The record is from RefSeq and is a predicted model, not a curated record. The transcript is spliced from 11 exons. Bases 465 to 1640 code for a protein of 391 amino acids. Gene Ontology annotation, molecular function: 1-alkyl-2-acetylglycerophosphocholine esterase activity. Lineage: Eukaryota; Metazoa; Chordata; Mammalia; Eulipotyphla; Talpidae.